AUGGUAUCAUCUUGGGCUGAAUUAGCUGCACGAGACUGGAUGACAUGCAACAAAAUCAGAGGAUGUAGCAGGUGGAUGUUUCUCGCACGUCUUAUUUCGAUUUUAGGUUUGUCUGAUGAACUUGGCCUGCGGAGAACACAUCAUACCCUAGCCUCGGUAGAACCCAGUAACGUGGCCGCUAGUACUCUUUCUGAGGCUGAUGAGAGCGAUGCUCCCCUUCUGUUGAUCGAUUCUGGUGGACAGGCCAUCUGGAAAAAACUUGGUCAUACUUGUCCUGUUUCUGGUGGAGACAAAAUAGGUAAAAAAUGCGUAUCAGCAGGGGAUGACAAAUAUGAGCUUCUGCAAGGUGGUGGUAGGGUAGGCUUGCUGGAUACAACGUGUGCAAGCAUUUAUUCCAGGUUUUCGAGGAACCAUGUGCUUGAACUGUUUCUUUGCAGGGAUAAUUAG
Molecule: messenger RNA, 447 nt
Organism: Microsporum canis CBS 113480
Lineage: Eukaryota; Fungi; Ascomycota; Eurotiomycetes; Onygenales; Arthrodermataceae
Exons: 2
Coding region: 1-447 (148 amino acids)
Source: RefSeq, a predicted model, not a curated record